UCCAUUCAAAGAGACACUAGCAGAUGUUCACGUGCUUCUCUGAAUCUUCGUGGGUGUGUGCACAGGUAUGUGCAGGACUUCUGUGUCAGUAUUUAAACACCAAAGAUAUGUUACCUCCCCACACUUGCUCUGCCAUCAUGGAUGUGAAAGUUGGGUUUGUGAUUGUGUUCCUCUGCACACUGGCCAUCACCUCCACUGAAGCUGGAAUUCCAAAAUGCUGCAUGAGUACAAAGAGUGACAUCCGGGCACGAAUACUAAUGAACGUUCAAAGAUGGGAGAUGCAGGAAAGCAACGGUGCCUGUGACAUCCAAGCACUUGUACUGUAUGUAAAGAACUUUAAAAAGCCAGUAUGUGCUCAUCCCAAUUUGAGGCGAAAACUGAAGAUCAUUCUGAAAAUAAAGGACCAGAUGGCGCACCAACGUCCUUCCUAGAACAAGGAGCAAAAAAAACAUCUUCUCCAAAUGUUCGUGUAUCAUGUUUCCCACAAAAGGUGUUUUUCAGAGUUUUUAUUAUGUAAUAAUUAUCAUUUAGUUCCACCUCAACUGCCUGCAGCAACAUUGCUUACAUGUUAAGGCAUUAGUGCAGUAAUAUCACAUUACUUCUGCCAAUAUACUUUAGUUGUACAUUGACAGAUACCAUCCUACUUCUGAGUUGCUACUUUAAGUGUAUUAUGCUGUAUGUAAGAAAAAAACAUAGGUUUGCAUGUAAUGGAAUAUGAAGAAAUUGAGUUUUUUUUACAGUGUACUAAAACUUUUUAAACUGUAUAAUGAUGCAACUAUAUCUUGUACCACUGCGUUGACGCAAAUAGAUAUUUUUUUUUUAAAAAACACUGUAAAGUGUGAUGUCUAUUUUCCUUUUACUUUGUUUUCUAUUGAUCUGCAAAUAUAGAGUAGUUAGGAUCAUCAAGCCAUCAUUAGACUACCAGCAUGCAGCUUGAUACAGUAGUAGUUAACACAGUUGCUUGGCAAAAGAAGGGCUGCUGGUUCAGUUCCAACUAGAGACACAAAUUCCUUUUGGGGUUGUGUCAGGAAGGUCUCUGUCUAAUCAAAAAUGUUGUACUACCUGGUGUCAUGAACUUUUGUGACAAGUAGCUUCCAUGUUAAACUUCAGCUGAAUUGCAUCAUGGUAGCAAAGCUGCUUUUGCCAACAACAUUCAGUCAUUUCAGGAAGUGUCUUUCUUAAAUGUUGGUAGCAGGAAACAAAUCCUUGAGAAAUCCCUUUAAAAAGGAAACAGGCCUCUGCUAUUCACUUAUAUUAAAGCUCUGGAAAUAAAUAUGACCUACUCCAAAUAGCUUCAAGUAACAUUAGAUGGUUAAAAAUAGCAAAGAUUAUUGUUAAAAUGUAUUUUGCAUACUAGAGGUAUUUGAAAAAAGUAAAAAGAAGAAGAAAAAACACCAAACGCACACUGUGGUGUGUUACUAUAGCUCACUUAGUUGAGCUGUUCUAAAGGUGCUGCAGGGGCCUGGAGCAAUGUCUGGUCCAGACCCGUUUCUGCAUGUUACUGCUGCUGUCUAGUCCUCAAAAAAAAGAAAGAAAAAGGUGCACGACAUUCCUUUUAACCUUUUAAAAGUGACCCAUAUUCUUUCUUACUUCUUUGUGUGGCAUUCAUUUUCUCUAAUUCGGUAUCCAUGAGUCAGAUUCUGUUUAAAUAAAGGUUAUUACACAUGUCUGAACUUGUCUUAGUGGACAAUACAUUAGCCUGCUGUUCACUGAUAGUUUAAGCACAGAGGUAAAAGUGAAAGUAAGGUCAAUUUUUACUAAGCAUUUGAGUACUGUUCAAUAACCUUUAUAUUUAUCUUUAUCACUGUUAUCAUUUUAGUAACAUGAUUUUUCAAAGAGCUACUGACUGGUUAAAGUACAUGUUCACACACGUCUCAGUGUUGGUGGGUGGGUGCACAGAUAUGUGUCAGUAUUUAAACACCAAGGACACGUUUCCUCCCCACACUUGCUCUGCCAUCAUGGAUGUGAAAGUUGUGCUUGUGAUUGUUUGUCUGUGCAUUUUGGCCAUCACCUCCAGUGAAGCUGGAAUUCCAAAAUGCUGCUUAAAUGCAAAGAAAAAAAUCCAGCAACAGACACUGUUGAACGUUAAAAGAUGGGUGAUGCAGGAAAGCAACGGCACGUGUGAAAUCAAAGCACUUGUGCUGUACGUAAAGGGCCAGGAAAAGCCAAUAUGUGCUCAUCCUAGUGUGCUCAUAAGACUGAAAAGGAUCAAGGGGAAAAGGCCAUAGGGUGUGGAACAGAAACUCUCUUCUCCAGAAAUUUUCAUAUCAUCUGGUGUUUUCAAGAGUUUCAAGAGCCUUCAUGUAAUUGCUUUCUUUUAUUUUGAUCUUAAAGGCAGCUACUGCUACUGUAACUCUGUUGCUAAGAAACUUUGCAUGUACUCAGGUACAUUUUAGAGGUACUACUAUUAUUUUAUAUUCUGAUGUUUUACCCAAAUACCAUAUAGAUGUCAUCACUUUUCAUGAAUUGCUAUUACUAAAGGUACAUGAGUCAGUUAGAUUUGUCUCCAUCUCAGCUGCCUGUAAGACUACUGCUUACACGUUAAGACAUUUAUAGUGAUGGUGUGUAACAUAGAAUCCAGCAUUGACAGAUAUCAUUCUCGGGCAUUUCAUUGGGUAUUUUUAUAGUAUUGUAUCCAUUUUUAAACUGUUCAGUCCUCCAGGUAUAUCUUGUUCUACUGCAUUUAUACAAACAGAAUAAAAAAAAAGUCACAGCGA
Molecule: messenger RNA, 2717 nt
Organism: Oreochromis niloticus (Nile tilapia)
Lineage: Eukaryota; Metazoa; Chordata; Actinopteri; Cichliformes; Cichlidae
Gene: ccl27a
Product: chemokine (C-C motif) ligand 27a
Exons: 5
Coding region: 24-431 (135 amino acids)
Biological process (GO): immune response
Cellular component (GO): extracellular region
Molecular function (GO): chemokine activity
Source: RefSeq, a predicted model, not a curated record